Molecule: messenger RNA, 2479 nt
Organism: Eubalaena glacialis (North Atlantic right whale)
Lineage: Eukaryota; Metazoa; Chordata; Mammalia; Artiodactyla; Balaenidae
Gene: TAF8
Product: TATA-box binding protein associated factor 8
Exons: 9
Coding region: 4-984 (326 amino acids)
Biological process (GO): transcription initiation at RNA polymerase II promoter
Cellular component (GO): transcription factor TFIID complex
Molecular function (GO): protein heterodimerization activity
Source: RefSeq, a predicted model, not a curated record
AAGAUGGCCGACGCGGCGGCCACUGCCGGGGCUGGCAGCUCCGGAACGAGAUCAGGAAGUAAACAGUCCACUAACCCUGCUGAUAACUACCAUCUGGCCCGAAGGCGAACCCUGCAAGUGGUUGUGAGCUCCCUGCUGACAGAGGCAGGGUUUGAGAGCGCUGAGAAAGCAUCUGUGGAAACAUUGACAGAGAUGCUGCAGAGCUACAUUUCAGAAAUUGGGAGGAGUGCCAAGUCUUACUGUGAGCACACAGCCAGGACGCAGCCCACACUGUCAGAUAUUGUGGUCACCCUUGUCGAGAUGGGUUUCAAUGUGGACACUCUCCCUGCUUAUGCAAAACGGUCUCAGAGGAUGGUCAUCACUGCCCCUCCAGUGACCAAUCAGCCGGUGACCCCCAAGGCCCUCACUGCAGGACAGAACCGACCCCACCCGCCACACAUCCCCAGCCAUUUUCCCGAGUUCCCCGACCCCCACACCUACAUCAAAACUCCGACGUACCGUGAGCCCGUGUCGGACUAUCAGGUCCUGCGGGAGAAGGCCGCAUCCCAGAGACGAGACGUGGAGCGGGCACUCACCCGUUUUAUGGCCAAGACUGGCGAGACCCAGAGUCUUUUCAAAGAUGACGUCAGCACGUUUCCCUUGAUUGCUGCCAGGCCUUUCACCAUCCCCUACCUGACCGCUCUUCUUCCGUCUGAGCUGGAGAUGCAACAAAUGGAGGAGACGGAUUCCUCGGAGCAGGAUGAGCAGACAGACACAGAGAACCUCCCUCUUCACAUCAACACGGAUGAUUCUGGAGCCGAGAAGGAGAACACCUCUGUCCUGCAGCAGAACCCUUCCUUGUCGGGGAGCCGGAACGGGGAGGAGAACAUCAUCGAUAACCCCUAUCUGCGGCCUGUGAAGAAACCCAAGAUCCGCAGGAAGAAAACCUCCUUACUUCUCACCUCACCUGGGCUCCACGUGCCCUGUCGGGCUGAUCGAAGGUGACUUUCCCUCCUUUAACAUGUUGGAAACAGGAGGCCCACCCAUCGCAGCCUCGGUCUGGGGCCGGCAGGAGUCAGGAGGCAUAAGCAGAUGCGUGUGGAGUAGAAUGAAAGGCAGUACUGACUCUCUCAUCAGCAUCUGAUGAAAGCUUCCUAAAGCAGGGCAGCGCCCUCUCCUGAGAGGUUUAUCAUUUACUGUCCCUCUGUGGAGCGUGUGCUUGGGAACAACCAAGUUCUGCCCCAUCCUGGGAAAAGAGAUUUUCUUUGACAAGAGCCUACAUCAGUGGAUAUAUUACGCUGUGAUUUGAUGGAGGAAUCACUGGUUUUAUGCAGUAGGAAAAGGAUUUGCUGGGGCUGGGAGGUGGCGGGGAUGAGAUUUUGAAGGCCGGGCUUAGCCUCAUGUUCUGAAAGCUGAGAAACCUGUUCGGUCUGCUGGAAGUUGGAGUGGAUGGAAGGCCAUGUGCCCACCUUAUGGCAGAAGUGGGCCAAGAAGAGCCUGCAGGUCUGAAUCUGUCCAGCCUCUUUGCCUCUUUAUCCUUGAUGUGCCCUACAAACCAAAAAAGAAAGAUGCUGGGCAAGCUGAUACCUUUUGACUGUUCUCCAAAGGAAGAGGUUUUAAAACCAAGUUGGAGGAAGAGAAAUGCCAGUGACACCUGGAGGUUAACACAGGGUAAAGGAGGAGAUCCUGGGUUAGUGUCCUAAGGUCCAUGCUGAGCUCUCCUGAUACUCGGCUUCCACAGUCAUCUCUUAACCUUCUGUCCUCUUGGUGAAUUUGAAAACUCGAAAAACCUGGUGACUUGACAGCAGGCUCCAUGUUCCUCUGGCCUCACUGUUCUCUAAGCAUUUCAUCCCACUGGCUGGAAGGAAAGUGCUGCUCGUCAGCAACUGAAGAGAGGAUACUGAGUGAGAAAAUCGGAUUCCCCAGCUCUGGACCAAAUAAGAGUUUUUCCGGUUUGUAGUGACCUGAAACUCUUCCAGUUGAAAGUCAGAUCGGGCCUGUGCUGACCCCCUCUGAACUUGCCAUUUGGCUCUUGGUGAUUCUUGGCCUGUUGAGUUUAAAUAUAGUUCCAGGUUUGAGCCAUGGCAGAUGCAGGGCUGAAACUUUCCCGGCUUGCUGUUCUCACCCGCUCCCGGGAGCAGUCAUCCCAGCAAUUCCUCCUGCUACUAUCCCAAACAAGCACCUGUUGAGUGCUGUAACACUAAGGGAUGAGGUGGGAUUUGGAAAAGAAUUGCCCUUUCUGCUGUUGAGAUUUCAGAGGCCUUGCUGCUGUAAUUCUGUUCUGCAUGAGACACUGGGAGAUGGUCGGACAACCUGAAACAUUGACCUGACUAUCGUGUAAAAACUGUGCAUAAUCCUCAAUGGAUAUUUAUAAGUUUUUAUUUUUUAUAACUUUGGGGGAAUCAUGGAGGGAAAAAGUAGUCAACAGAGCCAGAUUAAGCAUGUGAUUUAUGAGCUCUUAAUAAAAGGUCAUAAUAAAAACUUUGUAAAUGAAACAGAA